GACUGUGACGCCAUUGAUGCGUCUGCCGAAGCUCCAUUGACCGCGGGAGGCAGCCAAUGAGGGAGGGGUCAAUCCGUGCGUGAGCCAUUACGUAGCCACCUCUCGCCGUCGAGGCCACACGCCAACUAUUUUAUCCUCUUCUCUUCGAGUAGUCCGACUUCCCCCCGACAACCCACCCGGCCCAGUGCCCUCCAGAGACAUCCACCACCACCGCCUCCACUCUCCACCCAGUCCGGUUCCUCGAGCUAAUCCGAUCCACCGGCCAAUUCCGGGUCCAGGCUGCGGUCUGAGCUGGAGUGAGAGAGGGUCAUGGAUCAGAGCAAGGAGGAGUUCUUGGAGCGGUUCGGCGCCGACUACGGCUACCCGGACGCGCCCAGGGGCGUCGACGAGAUGCGGGCCGCCGAUUUCAAGCGGCUCGAAGGAACGGUGUACCUGGACCACGCCGGCGCGACGCUGUACUCGGAGCCGCAGAUGGCGGAUGUCGUCAAGGACCUCACCUCCAAUGUCUACGGCAAUCCUCAUAGCCAGAGCGAUUCGAGCAUGGCCGCAAGCGACCUCGUUACUGCGGCGCGCCAUGAGGUACUGAAAUACUUCAAUGCAUCUCCGAGAGACUACAAAUGCAUAUUCACCUCCGGGGCAACAGCGGCUCUGAAACUUGUUGGUGAAUGUUUUCCUUGGAGUAGAGAAAGCUGUUACAUGUACACGAUGGAAAAUCACAAUAGUGUACUUGGGAUAAGAGAAUAUGCUCUGAGCAAAGGAGCUACUGUAUUGGCGGUUGAUAUUAAUGAGGAUGGUGAUCUCGAAAGUAACCAUGGAAGUCCUAGCUCGUUUAAGAUCUCAACACACUCAAACCAAAGAAGAGGUGAAGAUGCACUUUCACAUAAUUGCCAGAAUGGAAACCUUUCAGCAGUUUCAGGAAACAAUUGGAAUCUGUUUGCUUUCCCUUCUGAGUGCAACUUCUCGGGACAGAAAUUCAACCUUAACUUGGUCAAGCUCAUCAAGGAAGGAAAAGUUGCAGGGUUCCCUUCGCAGCAGCAGGGUCAAUGGAUGGUUCUGUUAGAUGCUGCAAAAGGAUGUGCAACUGAGCCACCAAAUUUAGAUGUAUAUCCUGCUGAUUUUGUUGUCUGUUCAUUCUACAAGAUAUUUGGCUAUCCAACUGGUAUUGGUGCUCUGAUUGUAAAAAAUGAGGCUGCUGGUUUGCUGAACAAGGCAUACUUCAGUGGAGGAACUGUAGCUGUUUCAAUUGCUGACAUCGACUUUGUUAAAAAAAGAAAGAGCGUUGAACAAGUUCUUGAGGAUGGAACAAUCUCAUUCUUGAGCAUAGCUUCUCUACGUCAUGGGUUUAAGAUAAUUGGCAUGCUAACUACCUCAGCUAUUUCACGGCACACUGCAUCUCUGGCUACUUAUGUGAGAAAUAAAAUGCUGGACAUGAAGCACGGAAACAACAAAAAAGUUUGCAUAAUCUAUGGACAUCAAGCUUCUAAGGUGGCAGAUCUGAAGAUGAGCCCCACAAUAACAUUCAAUUUGAAAAGAGAAGAUGGCACCUGGUUUGGAUACCGAGAGGUAGAGAAGCUUGCUUCCUUAUCAGGAAUUCAUCUUCGUACAGGUUGCUUCUGUAACCCUGGGGCUUGUGCCAAGUAUCUUGGCUUGUCGCACUCGGAUCUAGUGUCUAAUUUUGAGGCUGGGCAUGUUUGUUGGGAUGAUAAUGAUGUAAUAAAAGGAAAACCAACAGGUGCUGUCAGGAUAUCAUUUGGGUAUAUGUCCACUUAUGAAGACGCAGCGGGAUUUUUGAAGUUCCUGCAGUCUUCAUUUGUGUCCAAACCAAUAACAUUCAGUAAUGGGCUUGACUUAGUAGACAACCAGAGUCAACAAGUUGUUCCAGAUGUUCGCUUGAAGACCAUAACUAUUUAUCCUGUGAAAUCUUGCCAAGGAUUUAGUGCGCAGAUUUGGCCGUUGGCCAUUGGAGGUUUAAAAUAUGACAGAGAAUGGCUCCUCCAAGGAUCUGGUGGUGAAAUUUUGACUCAAAAGAAGGUACCAGAGUUGGGUUCUAUCCGCACAUUGAUCAACCUGGAACUUGGGAAGCUCUUCAUAGAGUCUCCCAAACGCAAGGAUAAAUUGGAAAUUUCUCUUCUGGAGAAUCUAACUCAUUUGACUGCAGAAGUAGAUGUUUAUGGGCAAAGGUACGAGGUAGAGAGUUAUGAUGACAAUGUAAACACGUGGUUCAGUGAAGCUAUUGGACGUCAUUGUACCUUUAUGAGAUGUUCAAGCUCCACAAACCGUUCCUGCUCACAUACUGGCAAGAACGGCCGUCUAUGCAGGGAUACUCGAAGCAAACUUAGUUUUGUCAAUGAAGGGCAACUGCUACUAAUAUCUGAAGAGAGUGUCUCUGAUCUCAACAGUCGGCUUAGUUCAAGUAAUAAUGGAAAUGGCAAGCAACGGGUUAUUGUUGAUGCAAUGAGAUUUCGCCCCAACAUUGUUAUCUCUGGGUCGACGCCAUACAACGAGGACAACUGGAGAAGGAUUCACAUUGGAGAUGCCUAUUUUACUUCCAUGGGAGGCUGCAACCGUUGCCAGAUGAUCAACCUACAGCAGAACUCAGGGCAGGUGAUCAAGUCGAAGGAACCAUUGGCAACUUUAGCAUCCUACAGACGAGAAAAGGGCAAGAUUCUGUUUGGUGUCCUGUUAAACUAUGAAGACGGCUUAGACGGAGAACGGGAGAUUCUCGCAGAGAGAUGGCUCCAAGUAGGGCAAGAAGUGCACCCUUCAACGGCAGCUACACCAGAAAGAUGCUUGGCGACCGUUGAGUCACUACAUACAGGAAUGUAGGGAGAUACGCAUACAACAAAUGGAGAUAUUUUUAGUUACGAUCAAUGUAGAAGAUAUUCUGCACGACCAGAUAUUCUACAUGACCAAGCGUGUAUAACAAUUCUUUAAAUGAAUGUAUGUAAUACUUUUUGAACAUGAUGCCUGUUUUCCAGUGUAAAAAGAAAGAAAUAUAAGGAAACGGAAAUUGUUUAGUCAA
Lolium rigidum is the source of this 3022-nucleotide messenger RNA. Its product is annotated as molybdenum cofactor sulfurase-like. The transcript has 22 exons. The record is from RefSeq and is a predicted model, not a curated record. NCBI's taxonomy places the organism in Eukaryota, Viridiplantae, Streptophyta, Magnoliopsida, Poales, Poaceae. Gene Ontology annotation, biological process: Mo-molybdopterin cofactor biosynthetic process. Bases 310 to 2826 code for a protein of 838 amino acids. Gene Ontology annotation, molecular function: molybdenum cofactor sulfurtransferase activity; pyridoxal phosphate binding; molybdenum ion binding.